AUGCUCGUGCGGUCUUCCACGCCGACGCGUCCCAUCCUACCAGCUGCGGAUAACGCACCUAGCAAGGUAGCUGAGAAGAACGGGAAUGGAGUCAAGAAGCAUGGCCCCGCAGACGGCGACGGCACCUUUGAGAUAGUGGUCAAGACGUACUUCCCGACUGAUAAGCAGCCCGGCGGAGCCAUGUCCAACAUUCUACACUAUAUGCCCAUCGGAGGCGGAGUGGAGAUCCGCGGGCCGACGGGUGAGAUCACGUAUGAGGGUAAUGGUAGGUUUAUCAUUGACGGCGAGGAGCGCGUGUACCGGCAGGUUUCUCUGGUGCUAGGCGGAUCGGGCGUUACGCCGGGGUACUCCCUCGUUGCGAGAAUCGUGGAGUCUGGUGAUGACGAAACAGAAGUUCGGGUCGUGGAUGCGAACAAGACGGAGGAUGAUAUCCUUCUUCGAAAGGAGUUUGAUGGUUUCGUGAAGAAGAGCGGGGGGAGAUUGAAGGUCACGCAUGUCUUGAGCCACCCCAGUGGUGAAUGGGAUGGCUUGAGCGGCCAUGUUGACGGCAAAGUUCUUAGGAAGAACUCGUUCGCUCCGUCGGAUGACAGUGCCUUGUUCCUUUGCGGACCACCGGCGAUGAUCCAAAAGGCUGCGUUGCCGGCAUUGAAAGAAUGGGGUUACGAGGAGGACGAGAAUGUCUUUGGUUUCUAG
Colletotrichum aenigma is the source of this 693-nucleotide messenger RNA. RefSeq names its product Nitrate reductase. The transcript has 2 exons. NCBI's taxonomy places the organism in Eukaryota, Fungi, Ascomycota, Sordariomycetes, Glomerellales, Glomerellaceae. The record is from RefSeq and is a predicted model, not a curated record. Gene Ontology annotation, molecular function: oxidoreductase activity; FAD binding. Bases 1 to 693 code for a protein of 230 amino acids.